This is a messenger RNA of Nicotiana attenuata, 2245 nucleotides long. Its product is annotated as transmembrane 9 superfamily member 3-like. The transcript has 8 exons. Gene Ontology annotation, cellular component: membrane. Lineage: Eukaryota; Viridiplantae; Streptophyta; Magnoliopsida; Solanales; Solanaceae. The record is from RefSeq and is a predicted model, not a curated record. Gene Ontology annotation, biological process: protein localization to membrane. Bases 63 to 1853 code for a protein of 596 amino acids.
CACUGUACCUAAAAGAGUUUCAAAGAGAGACCUUUUCUUUAUGUGAGUGAGAAACCCAAAAAAUGGUGAAGAAGAAUAGUAUGGGGUGUGGCUAUUACGUCGUCGUUUUGGUGCUCUUGUUCUUUGGAGCUACAAUUGUGAGAUCAGAUUCAUCAGAUCACAAAUACAAAAAUGGAGAAGAAGUUCCUUUGUAUGCAAACAAAGUUGGCCCUUUUCAUAACCCUAGUGAAACAUAUCGCUACUUUGAUCUUCCAUUUUGUUCUCCAGGUCAUGUGAAAGAUAAAACAGAAGCUCUUGGUGAGGUGUUGAAUGGGGAUCGUUUAGUCACUGCUCCGUACAAGCUUGACUUUCUAAGUGAUCGAGAAACUGAAGUAGUUUGCAAGAAGUCAUUGUCAAAAGAAGAAGUUGCAAGAUUCCGUGACGCUGUUGCCAAGGAUUACUACUUCCAGAUGUUCUAUGAUGAUCUGCCCAUUUGGGGUUUCAUUGGUAAGGUAGAUAAGGAGGGAAAAUCUGACCCCAGUGAGUACAAAUACUACCUUUUUAAACAUCUUCAUUUUGACAUCCAUUUCAACAACGAUCGCGUGAUUGAAGUUAAUGCCCGAACUGACCCCAAUGCCCUAGUCGACAUAACCGAAGAUAAGGAAGUUGAUGUAGACUUCAUGUACUCUGUCAAAUGGAAGGAAACAGACAUCCCUUUUGAGAAAAGGAUGGAAAAGUACUCACAGACUUCAGCUUUACCACAUCAUUUGGAGAUCCACUGGUUCUCUAUCAUUAAUUCUUGUGUCACAGUUCUGCUCUUAACUGGUUUCCUUGCCACAAUUCUGAUGCGAGUCCUUAAAAAUGACUUUGUCAAAUACGCCCAUGACGAGGAAGCUGCUGAUGACCAAGAAGAAACUGGGUGGAAAUACAUUCACGGCGAUGUGUUUAGGUACCCAAAGCGGAACUCACUUUUUGCAGCAGCCCUGGGAUCUGGCACACAGUUGUUUACCCUGACAAUUUUCAUAUUCACACUCGCGCUUGUUGGUGUGUUUUACCCCUACAACCGAGGAGCUCUUUUCACAGCUUUGGUUGUUAUUUAUGCUCUUACAUCAGGAAUUGCAGGCUAUACUGCAGCAUCAUUCUAUUGCCAACUUGAAGGAAAAAAUUGGGUAAGGAAUUUGUUGUUGACAGGAGGCCUGUUCUGUGGACCGCUGUUUCUCACAUUCUGCUUCCUUAAUACUGUUGCAAUUGCUUAUCAUGCAACUGCAGCACUUCCAUUCGGUACCAUCGUUGUCAUUUUCCUCAUAUGGGCCCUUGUGACAUCACCAUUGCUUGUCUUGGGAGGAAUUGCAGGAAAGAAUAGCAAGGCAGAAUUUCAAGCUCCAUGCCGAACAACGAAAUAUCCAAGAGAGAUACCACAAUUACCAUGGUAUCGUGGAGCUCUUCCUCAGAUGGCAAUGGCUGGGUUCUUGCCUUUCAGCGCCAUCUACAUUGAGCUCUACUACAUAUUUGCCAGCGUAUGGGGUCAUAGGAUUUACACCAUUUACAGUAUCUUAUUCAUAGUUUUCAUAAUUCUGAUCAUUGUCACUGCAUUUAUUACGGUGGCUUUGACGUACUUCCAACUUGCUGCAGAAGAUCAUGAAUGGUGGUGGAGGUCUUUCCUUUGUGGUGGAUCAACUGGUCUGUUCAUCUACGGAUACUGCCUGUAUUAUUAUUAUGCUCGAUCAGACAUGUCAGGCUUCAUGCAAACCUCAUUCUUCUUUGGUUACAUGGCUUGCAUAUGCUACGCCUUCUUUCUCAUGCUCGGAACUGUUGGUUUCCGAGCGGCUUUAUUUUUCGUCCGCCACAUAUACCGUUCAAUCAAGUGCGAGUAAGAUGCAGAAUUCCACAUUGUCUUGGUUCAACUGGAAUUUGUGUUUUUGGUGUAAAAAUGUCACCGCUUGGAGUAGUGCAGCACAUUCCCUGAUAUACAAAGUGUCAGGUACAUUUAGAAUUGGUAUGGAGCAAAACAAAGCAGAAGAUAUGUUGAAGAAGAUGCUCAAAUCAGUUUUCAGGGGGCAGCUUUAUGUUAAACAGUGCUUUAAUUUGUGUUUAGGAACUCUAUUUGUAACAAUGAGUCUAUUAGUUAGCUCAGCUUAUGUUUCCUAGUAUUAACCUUUUUGUUAUAUAAAAUAUGGGUCUGUUAAUUACAUUCUUAGCUGUUUAUGCUCCAAGUAUUCUGUUGUUACACUUAUUGUAGACUAGCUUUUAACUCUUCUACCAGUUC